CAUCAAAUUAUAUUGAGGCACAUUUCCCAAUAUAAAUUUGUAGCAGAGCGUCCACUGUCCCAGGGGAAAUGCUUUCAAGUUAGGGAGGUUUUUAAUGCAUUGUUUCUACAGGAAUCCAGACGGGGACUUGGAAUAAGUAGAUAUAGGGAGGUAUUCAACGUAGGGAGGUUCCAUUUAUCAAGGUACAACUGUGCCAUAGAAGAAAACAUCUUUCAAAAUUUUUAAUGCAAUGGUACGUAUGUGAUUUAGUAAUUUCUUAAUUUUUUAUCAAAGGCGACGAGCAGAAGAAGAAGAACGACAGCGAAUUGAGAGAGAGCAUCGUGAGGCAAAAGAACGUAUCAAGCGCACUUAUGAAGAAUACUUUAUCCGAUUGGACCAAUUGAAAGAAAGUUUUGGGUUGUUGUCUCGGAACCAAGUUCACUUGCAAGUUGUGCUUGAUGAACGAACGAAGUUGGCCCAAUGGAAUCGGUACAUGAGAUGUGACGGUUUACCGGAUCCGACGGAUUUGCCACAACUAAACGCGUAUUUAUCAACGUGGUUUGAAGACGAAAAUCCGGAUCGGUUGGAGAUCAACGAAGUUUUGAGCAAAUGUGCUGAAGUGUUGAAGGUAUUGCAAGAAGUUAUGCUUUGCCUAAACGAUUUCAGAGAAAUUCCGAAGCAUAAGAAGCGCUUAUUUCAAACCUGGAUUGAAGACGCGCAUAAUUUGUUACACGUGAAACUGGACCUCGCGUGCUACGCGUUAUUUCUCGAAGGAGUUUGUCACAUGAAGAAUCCCAACGCUGAACAAGUCGACUAUUUCAUAUCAACUGAUGUAGCAGCUGUAGGGCUUUGGCGCCUUAACACAAGCAAUAGAGGCGAAGUGAGGGGGUUCUCUUUUCAAGAACUUGGAUUCACUUUUGAAUGCCCGGCCACGAUUCUCGAAGGACUCGAAUGUAUUUUUCGUGUUCUGAAAACGUCUUACGAUCACUACUCGCAUCACUGUCGCUCUUUGGUCUUGACAAAAUUCGUGGAGAAUAUUCCAAGCCUCGAGGUACUUCACAAGCAGCAGGCUGCACCGCCAGUUCCUGGGAAAGCUCCGAUUCGUUUACAGCCGACGACAGAGGCCGAGGGCCCGGGAAAGCGUAAGAUUUCUUCGACAAGUAGCAUCACGACUUUGCUCAAAGAAGGAGAAAUUGACGUGAAACAGUUGAAAAUGCUUGUCGAAAGCGACGAGUUAAAUUUAAGGGAAUUCGCCGUCAAUGGAGGCAUUUAUCACGUCAACUUACUCGAGGUCCCACCGGAGCCACAGAAAUUCGGACCCUUUGUCAUUGUUGAAGUGGAAGAUCCCCCGAGCAUUCGUGAAAUUCAUUUCGUGGCUGACUACAAACCCCCUCGACCGCCGAGUCCUGCGACAGGUGGCCAGUCAAGGCGACGUGAUCCAGAAGAAAUUGAGCGUGAAUUGCGUCAGCAAGAGUUGGAACUGCAGAAAUUGGUCUGGAUUGAGAUUCGAUUGCCGAGAAACAUCUUGUGGUUUGAGCCACCGGUCAUCGUUCGGUGGGAUGAAGAAAAGAGCUACUGGUCUACGAACGGGUUCUAUGAUCACAAAUACGUUGAGGAGCAGCUGACGUUGACUGUCCGCUUCGUUUCUUUUGGCAUUUUUGCCCUGGCUCAGCGAAAAUUCUCCAACUUUCCCUAUCAAACCUGGGAUCUGAAACCCGUGGAUGAAACAUUGAUAUCUUACACCAUUUCAGCUGCUGUUGUUACGGCUGAGUUCAAUAUACAGGAGGGAUUAGUUUCUCUAACAUCAUUGCAAAAUGGCGCUCAAGCCGUUUUAACGCAUCUUUACAACGAUUUUAUGGCACCUGAGGAACUUCUUAAGAUCUUGCAAGACUACGGCGUGAACUUGAAGCCGGAAGCGGAUUCACCGUUGUACAUUGAGGGACUUCCUAUCAAAGAUUUGGCAACUGAGUCUCAUUUGUAUCGAACGAUGGCGAUUACCUCCACUGCGACGCAUUACGCGUGGUCCCGUUGGAAUUUGCUGGCUGGUGCUGAAAAGCUGGUCAUUCAGUACAAGGAAAAAAUUGGCUCCCUACCCGCGAAGAGCCCGAACCAUGCAUUAAUCCUCGUCACGCCGGAUAAAGCAGCCCUGCUGGAUUGCUCUGACACCAGCCAGGCAUUCUCAGAGGCUGAACUACCUGGUUAUGAAUUCACUGCUGACAUGAACUUCCUUAUACGGAAGACGGGGUCCGAGGAAGCCGUGCGAAUGAUCGAAAAAAUACCGUGCGACUUGGCAGAAGCUAUUUAUGAAAUGCUCAUGCUGACGAAGCCGAUGUCCUAUGCCUAAAUUGAAAAAUUGAAAAUUAGGGUGAGGUGUAAUAUUAAUGGGCCAUGAGUUUACAUGGAAAAAGCUGGUCUAUGGGUGGUCCAGAAUCGUGCAACCGAUCCAAGGAAUUCAGUACUGUAAUGUGUAUUUGUGUAUUUUAACAUAAUGAAUAUCAUCCCCUUACUAUGACUAAUUUUGAAGCAUGAUCUAAACGAAAUAGGAAAAACUUGACUUCUAAAGGCCAUAUCAGAGAGAAAAGUCCGGCGACUUCAUUCUUGGGCCGCGUCACAGAAAAUUUCAGUGAGCCAUAAUUCGCAAUUCGUUACUCUUUGAAGAAAAUUUUUAAAAUUGUUUUAAAUUUAAAAUUUGUGCACUUUUUUUCAACCUGAGCAGUGGAUUCUCCUGCUCAUUUUGAAGCAAGUGACAGUGCAUUUACUGUUUGUCGAAUAUCAGCAAGGAUUGAUUUUUCAAUUCAGAGGACUUGAUGAGGAAGUAAUCCGUGAAUUGAUGAAGUAUGUUUGGAAAAUGAGUUUUCAUGAGUAUAGCUGCUUCAAGAAUUUAUUGUGCAGUACUAUGUUGGGUGAAUUAAUUUUUUUCUCAGACGAUUUUGGGAACUUUAUUCGAGCUGUGCGGUAUGAAUCAUGAAUUUUUUCAGUUCUCUCCUGAGUUGUUUUAACAAGGGUUUUUUUCAAUUUCAGAGGGGUUUAUUAAAAUAAAAGUUGUUGUGAGACACUGUCAGAUACAGCCCUCGAAUGGGCGCAAGUGCGAAGCAGCCAGAAGUGAUAAUUCCAGGAUGACUUACUAUUUCGGUCCCUCUAACCGGUCGACUCCCUUGCGUGGAACUGAUAUUGGAGACCUUGAUGCCACACAAUAUGCAUCGGAACCCAAAUGUAAGGAUUUACAAGGAAAGACAAUAGAACCUGGAUAUCACUUCGUACCCGGUCCGGAUGAUUGCAUUGUCUGCACCUGCGACAAAGGCGCUCCGAAGUGGUGCCAAGCAGUGCUGUGUGCGCCGCCGGAGAAUUGUAAGUCAUUCAGAGUCGUUGGGAGCACGUGUUGCGAUUUCGAGUGCCUCGACAAGACGCUUUUUGAUCGAGAGCACCCUCAUUUGGGCCAUGAUUCUGCUGCCGAGCUUGGAUCCCGGCUGGUUGCCUGGACCGUGUCUAUCCUAGUUUCGAUGUCCCUGAUCUAUUUCCUUUUCAGAAGGUUAAGGAAGAAGCGACAUCUUAGAGACCUGGAUGCCACACAAUACGCAUCGGAACCCAAAUGUAAGGAUUUACAAGGAAAGACAAUAGAACCUGGAUAUCACUUUGUACCGGGUCCGGAUGAUUGCAUUGUUUGCACCUGCGACAAAGGCGCUCCGAAGUGGUGCCAAGCAGUGCUGUGUGCGCCGCCGGAGAAUUGUAAGUCAUUCAGAGUCGUUGGGAGCACGUGUUGCGAUUUCGAGUGCCUCGACAAGACACUUUUUGAUCGAGAGCACCCUCAUUUGGGCCAUGAUUCUGCUGCCGAGCUUGGAUCCCGGCUGGUUGCCUGGACCGUGUCUAUCCUAGUUUCGAUGUCCCUGAUUUAUUUCCUUUUCAGAAGGUUAAGGAAGAAGCGACAUCUUAGUGUUCUCCGUCGAGUUUUCUUGGAUCCCGAAAAUCCGGGUGAAGCUAAUCCGGCGUUCUCCAACCAACAACCCGCAUUCCCCUACUUGGAACCCUACAGCUACGGAAUGGAGCGUCCCACGUUUCCCGUCCCCCCGCCAGCAUUUUCCGCCGCCGUUGCUGACAGUCCGCGUAGCAUGACUGCUCGGUUUUGUCCCGUUUGGAAACCGGACGACCUUCCUCCUCCGUACUCUGAAGUAGUUGGCGACGAAUGUCUAACUCCUGCGAUUCCAAACAUCAACGACAACGAAAAUGGAAGAGAAGACGGUCCUGUUGAGGAAACGGAGCGUGGUGGGAAUACCGACGAGUUGGAACGCGACCGUGGGGAUCCGGGUGAUGAAGUGAUUGUGGAGGCGAGGAAUACAGCGAUGGAGGACAGAGGCAGUUUUGAGCUUGGGUCUGUGUCUAGUUGCACUUCUGCGUCCACUGCUGGCGACGAGGUUCAUUUGAGCGAUGUACGCAGAAUUGAUCUCUCGUCGAAUGUAGAUUCGAUCAUAAUGACUGGGGGAAAAACUCGAAAGAUUUUGACCUUGGUGUUCGUGUUGCGCGAAGACGAAGUGCUUUUGGGCUACAAAAAACGAGGUUUUGGGGUCGAUCGCUGGAAUGGCUUUGGUGGUAAGGUGCAUGUUGGAGGAGAAUCUGUUGUCGAUGGUGCGAAGAGGGAGCUGUUGGAGGAAAGUGGACUUGAAGCAGAGAAUCUCAGUUACGUUGGACGAAUAGAAUUUGAGUUUGUGGGAGAUGAUUCUCUUCAUGAUGUGUACGUGUUCAUCACCCAUGAUUUUACUGGAAACCCAGUAGAAACGGAAGGCUUGUCCGGGAAUAAAAUUCCCGCUCGUAAAGAGCACAUCGAAGUUUCAGAGAGGAGAGCUUUCGAAGCUCCCUUUCGAGUAGCCCAGUCUUCGAGCGUUUUACCUAAUUUUUUACGCGUCCCACGCUCAUUGUGUCCGAAAUCGAGAGGUUCGGAUUUGUGA
This is a messenger RNA of Notodromas monacha, 4919 nucleotides long. Lineage: Eukaryota; Metazoa; Arthropoda; Ostracoda; Podocopida; Cyprididae. The record is from the annotation of a GenBank genome assembly.